Molecule: messenger RNA, 5583 nt
Organism: Dalotia coriaria
Lineage: Eukaryota; Metazoa; Arthropoda; Insecta; Coleoptera; Staphylinidae
Exons: 4
Coding region: 189-5348 (1719 amino acids)
Biological process (GO): nuclear mRNA surveillance of mRNA 3'-end processing; TRAMP-dependent tRNA surveillance pathway; nuclear polyadenylation-dependent snRNA catabolic process
Cellular component (GO): TRAMP complex
Molecular function (GO): zinc ion binding; RNA binding
Source: RefSeq, a predicted model, not a curated record
CAAGGUUAACUAUUUCAUUUAUCACGUGUAGCUCAUGUAAGUCAAUCCAAUAUGAAAUUCAUUAUUUCUUUAAAAGUAAUUAUUAAUUAACAGUGACAGUGACUGAAUAUAGUGCACGUGAGGCUAUUGUUUUUCCUAUUAAAUGAUAAACUUUACGGGAAAAGCAUCAAAAACUUACUUUAGGAAUAAUGGAUGAAAUUGUAGAUAGUGAACAGUUAGCGGAACUAGAAUCACUUCUGUACAGUCAAAUUCAUUAUUCUGUUGAUACACAACCAUCACUGCCACCAGCAGAAAUGUCUUCAGAAUCACCAAAAAACAAUCAAAAUGUUUACGCUCGUCCGAGAUAUUUUGGCCGGAAUCCUCCAGCAACACAUCCGAAAGAAAAGGAAAUUGUAACACAGGUUUUGAAUACAGAUAUAAUUCCAUUAACCCAGAAUCAAAUGGUUUCUCAAAAUCCUCCCAAUGAAAUGCCAGCAGUUCACAUCCAUCAACCAAUUCAAUUCAAAAUGCCUCAGUUCUAUCAGCAACCAGUUAAUAAUAUUGUAUUUAUGCCUCCAAAUAUUCCACCAAUGAAUUCAGUUCAAGUCAAUAAUGCAGCCAGAAAUCAAAGACGAAAAAUUAACAAACAAUUAAAAAAGUCUCAUGAAAUGACUGUGCAGCAAGCUAUCCAUGAUGCUGAGGUGUUUAGACAUUUAAAUCAGGAAGACAGAUCUAGAGUUUUAAAAAUACAAAAAAGACAACGGUAUUUGGCAAGAAAAAGGGAGAGAAAAAAAUUGUUGAAGGAACAGGAAGCAAUUGAGAAAUUUAAUGCAUCUAUUAAAGAUAAGACUGCAACCAAACCAGCAGAAAAACCAUUGAUUGUGAAUGAAAUAAUUGAGUUAUCUGAGUCGGAAGAUGAUGAAAUUGUUGCUGUGGAAGAGAAAAUUGAGACAGUAGUGGUCAGUUCAGAUGAGGAAGAUAAACCACCUAAAAUAGAAAUACCAACACCGACACCGAGUAUAGUCACAGAAGGGGACGAUGGUUCAGUGCAAUUUGUUGAAACUCCUGUUGCGGAACCGAUCGUUCUCGAUAUUGAGCCAGAAAUUGUGGCUGGUCCUUCAAAAACCGACGCUGAGAUGAUGAAACCGCCGUCGGAUCCGGAAACUAACUCGCUUGCUUCGUCUGCGUCGGCUUUGUCAACUGAUAAACAUGAUAUGAAUGCACCGAUUACUCCAAAAUCAUUACGAUUAAGGCAAAGUAGACAAAAAGAGCUAUUGAACACUCCUGAGUCAUCCAAUGAUUUCUUGGAUACGACUUUGGAUGUCUCUCAACAGAAUUUUAACUUUGGUUUGCAUGGAAAAGACCUUUGCGUAGAGAAAAACAUCCUUAAUCCACGAGUUUUGGCAGACGCAUGUGAGAGUGAAAGUAGUUGCAGUACCAGUGAUAUUUCGUCAAUAAAACAACCUGUGUUCCAUGAGAUUGAGUUUGAAAGUCCUGCUAAACAGUUGUUUUCCGAGGUUGAUUUGGAUUCGUUCAGUGAAUACAUUACGCCAAAACGGAAAGCUUUAAAUACGUCGGCUUUAACAUCAAAUAUUGCAUCUCCAGAAGGACCUGAUGAAGCAGAACCUUCGAAACAAUUAAGUGCUAAGAACACUUCAGAUUCUGAGUCUAGUUCUGAGAGUGAACUGGAAGAUGAAGGUGUGAAUGUACGACCUGUGGUUCCUAAGCGAAAACGUUUGCCUAGUUUGUCACAUUUUGAUGUUUUGGAGACUCCGGCCCAAAGCACUCCUGUUGCCAAAACUAAAAAUAAAAAAAUUGUUAAAGCAGCGAAUAAAUUUGACUUUAUCAAAGAUUUUGUUGAAGAACAAACUAAACAGGAUGAAGUUGUAGAACCGGAAACACCGAAAGAGAAAAAACGCAAGAAACGGAAACGAAAGAAUGCGAAUGGUAAAGAGAAAGCAGAUACUGCUCAAACAGAAAAUACUGAAGUUAACGAUGAAGUUGAUCCUAAAUUGGGAUCAAAAAAGAAACGGAAAAGACAAAAGAGUAAGUCUGAUACUGAAAUAGAAAAGCCUUCAACAAACACCCCACAAAGAGGAAGUAAAAAGAGAGUUAGUACUAAGUCUGAUAGCGAAAUAGAUGACAUUCAUGAAAAUGACAAGAGGAGCAAAAAGAGAACGACUAGCAAAUCAGAUACUGGCACAUCGGAAGUUGUAAAUGAAAAAGAAACAGACGACACUACCACAAAUCAAUUGCCAGUUAAACGAAGAAAACGAAAAUCUAGAAGCGAAUCUAAUGUAGAAGAAUCGACUCCUGCUUUAGAGCCAUCGAGUAACGUUAAUGAUAAAGAAGAUGAAGUAACAGUUAAUGUAGAAGUUGUAGAUGAAGAAUCUCCGCCAACAGAAGACGAAGACGAAGAAAAUUGUGACUCCAGUGUUGAAAUCAUCGAUAUACCUCCGGAAUUAAUUAAUAUAUCAUCUAGCGAGGAAGAUAAUGAAAAAGAUGAUCAUGAACAGGAGCAGGAAGCUGAUAGUACCGAUGAAGAAAUGCCUUUUGAUCGGGAGGAAUUGGAAAGUUUGGAAACCAAUUUGGAGUUGUCCAAUGUUCAGAAUGAUACACAAAAUUCGUGGGAUGUUCAACACGAUCCUGAACAAUCGAUCAAUUAUGAUGACACGCAAAGCGAAGACAUAGUUGUUUCAAUAGAUGAUAAUUUGGAAACAUCAAAUGAAGAGGAUCUAGCGGUACACCAAAGUUGGUGCACGCCUGGGUUUGAUUUAGAAGGAGCCUUAGCUUCUAUGUCAAGUGAACAGCGAAAUUGGAAAAUUAUGGAGCGUGAUCGUAUUCAUGUCAAAUUGUCGCAGCGUGGUAUUCGUUGUAAAAGGUGUAGAGAGUUUGGUCAUUUAACAAUUGAUUGUUUGCGCCAAAUCAUACGCUGCUGGUUAUGCGGAGAAGUCGGUCAUCAAGAGCCGAGAUGUCCACAUAAAAUAUGCACGAGUUGCGGUCGUAAGUGUAAUUUUUUCACUAACAACUGUGGAUAUUGCAGGCGGUUUGCUCACCGAAAGUGCAACAUUUGCGGUAUCAGAGGACAUACUCAUGAAAUGUGCCCUGACUUGUGGAGAAGGUAUCAUUUAACUACGGAACCCGGCGAAAUUAUCGGAUCUACGCUUGGUCCUAAAAUGCUGAAAUCUCGCAGUAACCGAUGGUGUUCCGGAUGUGGUAAACAGGGACAUUUUGAAGACAGUUGCAAUUAUUACAACCGGCAACUUAGUCGUGUCAGUAACUACAUUCAUAAGUACAUAGACGUGUACAAGAUGUCUAGAAAUCUAAAGCUAAAGCCAAAGUCUGAUAAAUUGACAGUUAAACCAACACCAGCACCACCCGAGCAGCGAGUUGAAGAAGAGACAGAAGAAGUCCAUGAUCUAUCAACAGAAAGCGGAAAUGUAGAAGUCGAAAUAGUAGACGAAGAAGCAGUAGAAGAAGUAGAGCAAGAGGAGGAGGCAGUAGAAGUAGAGGAUGAAGCUGAAAAAGGAGAAGAAACACAGAAAGAAGUAGAAGAAGAAGAGGCAGUGGAAGAAGUCCAGGAUCUAGUAGAACAUGACGAAAACGAAGUACAACACCAAAAACUCGAGACGAGCUUUCACAUGUGCAGAGUCGCAACUGAAAUGCUUCGUACGGCUAAAGGUAAUGAGUUCCUAAAGUCACUUUGCGAUCAUUUGGACAUGAAAUUCACCUUUGAAUCAGUAGGAAUUACUAACUUAAUUACAUUGUGCGGUUAUCCCACUGACUUGAUUGAGGUUUCGAAAGUAGUAAAACAAUUUAUUUCUAAUCCAUUAAUGACUGAAAAGAAAUUAAGUCUAUCAAGUAAAAACUGGAAAAAUGUGAAAGCCAAUUAUGACAUACUAGUGCAACUAUCUAAAAACUUUAAAGUAGCGGUCACAUGGUGCGCGGAGAAAAGACAAAUCAGCUUAUUCGGAUCGGUCUUUGAUAUAUUAUUAGCUGCUCAUAGUUUAAUCAACUCAAUAUCGGCUGAGACGGAAUUGCCCGGUAAAGAUUCAAUUUGUUUUAAACCCAGUAUAAUAGAGUAUAUAAGGGGGCAUCCACGGAUGAAAGAACUGGAGGAGCACUACUCUAUCAAGUGGAGCAUUAAGAAACGGCAAGUGGUGCUUGUAGGAGCCACAAUCGAUAUCAAAUGCAUGAAACAAGAAAUUAAUAAUUUUGUAAAGAAAGAUACCCGUAGACCAACGUUUUUGUUAUGGAGAGUUAAUGAAAUAAUAAAGCACACUGAUAAUCCCCAAGUGAUAACUGCCGAGUUUGUGGAGAAUUCACUGAAAGCCGAAGACGUAACUCCAUUGAAUGCCAUUGUCUUACGUGAGGAGCCAUUUUUUCAACAAUUGAAACAACUGCGCGACAAACUCGAAUCUCGGCAAAAUGUUGAUAAAAAGCUGUCACAAGAAGCGGAUUUUUUGAUAACUGAAUUCACCCGAAAGCGAAAUAAGAAAUUUUAUAUGAAUUAUUUAAGCAAAAUUGAAGAAGAACGAAAGACGAAAGAAGAAGAAAGAAAAAAGAGUGAUGAAUCACUAACUUAUUGUAUGGACUUAUCGCCAGCUCAAAUGAGCCACGUUUUGAAUACACCAGAAGGCAUUGAUUUUUUAAAAGAAUUAAACGCUGACUUCCGCGUCGAGGUAAUGGAAGAUCUGUCAAAACUAUUUCUGUACUGCAACGUGGGACAGAAGGAUGCUGUAGUGGACAAAAUAGAUUUGUAUUUUCUCAUUUACGAUAUACAAUUGCCGGUGAAACCGAUUGAGCUCCACAGGAAAUUGGCCAAAUGGUUGGCGUAUGCCAAACUGGACUAUUACACCACCACUUGCGGCAUACUUUUCGGAAGUAUUGAUAAUGAGAAGAAAAACAGCAUGCAGUUUAAACAAUUACACGGAUUGUUCUUUGCAAAACAUAAACUUUUGGAUGGUCAUAAGCACCUUGAUACGAUUAUGCAUUACAUGGAGAUUCUUCCGCGAAAAAAGAACUCUACAUUGAGUCUCGCGGAAUAUCGCCGCAUUAAAAUGGCGGCAUUAUAUUUAUUUUGUCCAGUUGCGAUGGACAUUCCUUAUGCCAAACUUAUUCCAUUGACCGUACCGCCGCAAGUUCCUCGAAUUCCUCCGGAAGAGUACGAUAGCACGCUCGCAGAGGUGAAAAAUUGCAUCGAGUUUGGUUUAGCUAAACUUUCAAAGGAGUGUGCUGAGACAAAGAUUGUUGAGUUAGAGGUAAUUAACUGGUAUUUGAAACGUCAUGAAUAUUCAAAGGGUUCGUUAGAAAUUGCGAAAGCGUUCUUACUUGAAAAUGAACUGGAUUUUGGACAGUUGAAAAUAUAAAGUUUUUGAUAUUUGAAUUAAGAUAGAAUCUAUUGGACUGGAACACGGUAAUAAUGUGUUAGAAUUUGUUGUUUUGUUAAAAUGUUUCAUUAUUGGCGUAUGAUAUCGUUUGUUGAUUGAUUUAGCAUUUAAGGGCAUUAGCGGAUCUUUUUACAAUAUUUUUAUAUGCCAAAAUUUUGUUAAUAAUGAACCAAAAGUGGAUAUUUAUUGAAUAAAUAUUUUCAUUUUAUAGUAA